AUGUCGGCACCUCCAGAACCCCCUCCCUCGUAUGCGGUAGCCACCGGCUCCUCCGCCACCACAUCAAAAACGCAGGCGUCGUCGCGUCUUGAAGUUCCGCAGUCUAAGAACGGCAUUCCAGCUGCAGCCAGAAGGUCAAUGGAGGAUCUACAGCGGCCUCUACCGGAGGGCUGGGUACGCUCCUACGAUGCCAAAGAGAACCAUCAAUUCUUUGUCGACACCAAAGCCGAUCCACCAAAAUCGUACUGGGAGCAUCCGCUCGAUAACCCCGAUGUCGUCAAAAGCCUGAGUUCGGAAGAGCGGGAAAGACUUCAAGAUGAAGAGGACCAGAUGAGAAAACGAGCCGCACACACCCCCGAGCCUCCCGAUGAGGACCACCACGAACACGCGCCGCUGCCGGAAUUACCGCCUCGACCGAACCAGGGCCAGUCCCACACGGCGACGAAGAAGAGCUUCGGUGAAAAACUGAAGGACAAAGUAACCGGAACCACCCACGACGAGCGUGUCAAGAACAGGGCCCAGCGAGAGCAGGAGGAGCGCGAAUAUUACGAGGCACACAUGCGACUUCGACAAGCCAUGCAAAGAGCGGAAUUGACCGGCCAGCCUCAAUUCUUCGCCAAAGACAGAGAUGGAAGAGACAUCUACAUCGAGCCCUCAAAUCCCGGCUAUGGCUACGGAAAUUAUGGCAACAGAGGAUACGGGGUGAACCCCUACGCCAGUGGACCAUACGCAAACCCCAACGCGAGGUUCAUCAGACCCGGUUAUCCGUACGGACGUCCGUAUGGUGGUUAUUAUGGUGGUGGUGCCGGUCUUCCAAUUGCUGGUGGUUUACUCGGCGGUCUACUUCUUGGAGGGCUUCUUUUCUAA
Molecule: messenger RNA, 867 nt
Organism: Exophiala spinifera
Lineage: Eukaryota; Fungi; Ascomycota; Eurotiomycetes; Chaetothyriales; Herpotrichiellaceae
Exons: 2
Coding region: 1-867 (288 amino acids)
Source: RefSeq, a predicted model, not a curated record